UUUUUUUUUUUUUUUGGCUUCUUUUUUAUGUGUUUUCUUUAGUCUACUUUGAUCUCUACAAUGGCUUCUUUGUUGUUUCUUCAAUGGUGCAUGAUCUAUAUACUUUUCGGAUCGGUAGCGUUUGCUCAAUUGAGUGAUAACUUCUAUUCAAAAUCAUGCCCUCAGGUAUUUUCAAUAAUUGAAGAUGAGGUUAAAUACGCCAUAAACAAAGAGCCACGCAUGGGUGCAUCAUUGCUGAGACUUCAAUUCCAUGAUUGUGGUGUUAGUGGAUGUGAUGCAUCAAUUUUGCUUGAUGAGACACCAACUUCAAGCAGCGAGAAGUCUGCCAUGAUUAAUCUUAAUUCAGCUAGGGGAUUUGAAGUCAUUGAUACGAUCAAAGCUCGAUUAGAAAAAGCAUGCCCUGGAGUUGUGUCUUGUGCGGAUAUCAUUACAAUAGUUGCUCGAGACUGUGUUUCCACGCUUGGUGGACCAAGUUAUACAGUACCCUUGGGUAGAAGAGAUUCGACAGAUUCACAUAAAUUUAAGGCUGAUCUUUUAGUUCCUGUCUUUCUGGCGGGUUUACACGCACAGAUUUUUGCCUUUAAAUUGAAAGGCAUCAGCAAGACUGAAUUUGUGGCUUUAACAGGUGCUCACACGGUAGGCAUGGCCAGAUGCACGUCUUACAGAGACCAUAUCUAUGACGAUAACAACAUAGACCCUGUCUUUGCUGCGUCAUUGCAAGCAAAUUGUCCUAAGGAAGGAGGGGAUAAUAACACAACACCAAUCGAUUCCACAACCCCAUUUGUGUUUGACAACGCUUACUUUAUCAACUUGAUGAAUAAAAAAGGUGUUCUUCCCACAGAUCAAGCGCUAUAUACCGGAGAAGGAGGACCCACGGACGCCAUUGUUGCAAAUUAUAGUUCGAGUAAGGAUAAUUUCUUCAAGGAUUUUGUUACAGCAAUACUAAAGUUCGGACAAUUAGGGGUUCUAACUGGCACAGAUGGAGAAAUCAGAACUAAUUGUCGAAAGGUCAAUACUGCAAAUUAAAUAGUGCUCAAAGCUUAAUUUAGAAUAUUGUUGAUGUUUAUAUAUAACUUAGUCUCUAAACAGGUUUGACACAUGUGAAGAAAAAAUGAUAUAAACGCGCAAGAUUAUUUAUAUGAUUGUUAUUUUAAUCAUAUAAAAUUAGUGAAUGUGUAAUCCAAUUAUUAGUUGUAAAUUUAACACAAAAGGAAAAGCAAGUAGGUCGAAGCAGUUUUAUUUUCCUGACGCAGGUUCAACCCUUGAUA
Molecule: messenger RNA, 1268 nt
Organism: Spinacia oleracea (spinach)
Lineage: Eukaryota; Viridiplantae; Streptophyta; Magnoliopsida; Caryophyllales; Amaranthaceae
Product: cationic peroxidase 1-like
Exons: 4
Coding region: 61-1026 (321 amino acids)
Biological process (GO): response to oxidative stress; hydrogen peroxide catabolic process
Molecular function (GO): peroxidase activity; heme binding
Source: RefSeq, a predicted model, not a curated record